This is a messenger RNA of Fraxinus pennsylvanica, 306 nucleotides long. The record is from the annotation of a GenBank genome assembly. NCBI's taxonomy places the organism in Eukaryota, Viridiplantae, Streptophyta, Magnoliopsida, Lamiales, Oleaceae.
AUGUCACAAUAUCGUUUCCAGCAUUGCAACCUUCAUCCAAACUCCGAUGUGUCGGAUACUUCGGACGACGAAGUUGUUGUGCAACAACUCGAAGAGGACAUCGAAAUGUGGCUUGGAUAUUGUCGCAUUUUCGAAACAGUGGUGAAUGAUCAUCUUACCGUUGAAAGCUUUUUGCAAUCUCUGGGCCUGGAAAAAUAUGCAAUUUACUUUAAGGCUGAGGAAGUGGAUAUGUAUUCUUUGAAGCAGAUGGGUGGCAGUGAUCUGAAAGCAUUGGGAAUACCUAUGGUAAUUGGCUUUGUGAACUAA